AUGACUGAUGCCAAAGGUGGCGUUUCCCUAUUCGCUCACGUGUCUGGCACUGCCCCUGCUCCUGCUGCCGAUGCUUCUGUGCUAGACGUCUCACAAUGGCAGGCUCGCGAUGCUGCUGCACGCCUCGAUAUUCGCAAUCAUCUGCCGAUCCCCGAGCGCGCGCAUUUUAGCCAGCACAAGACUGCUAAGGCGCUGUAUGACGCUGUAGUUGCGUGCUACUCCUCCCCGACCACUGCAGCCCUAGGUCGGCUGAUGCUUCCCUACUUGUUCCUUGACCUGUCCUCGUUUCACACUGCUGAGGACCUCAUCUCUCACCUGCGCGCUAGUGACACUCGCUUUCGUUCCGCCCUGAAGGAUGAGUUCCUCGCCAAGAACACCCCUCCGAUGUACUUUACGCUCUACUUCCUCGUCACCCGGCUCCCUGACACCCUUCGCUCGGUCAGGGACCACUUUCUUGCUCUAGACCAGACCGCUCUCACCAUCGACGACUUCGAGAUGCAGCUUCUCGCAGCUGAGAAGAACAUCCUUGCUGUGGGUGCGGCUCGUGGCACUCCUCGCACUCCCCUCUUUGAAGGGUGCUCCCCCUCCCCCCUUACCCCCUCCCACGCCUCUGCUGCUGCUGCUGUCGACUUCCUUGGUGCUGAGGAGGUUGGGGCCGCUUCCGCUCCCAGUGCGAAGCGCCGCAGCACCCGGGGCAGAGGGGCUGGCAGGGGAGGUGGAGGUGGCGGUGGAGGGGGCGGUGGUGGUGGUGGCGGGGGAGGUGGAGGAGGUGGGGGUGGAGGAGGUGGUAGAGGCGGUGAUGGAGGUGGUGGGGGCAGCGGCGGAACCGGGAGCAGUGGCGGUGGCAGCGACGGUAGUGGGGGUGGACCCAGUGCCGGUGGCGGCAGUAGUGGCUAG
Molecule: messenger RNA, 897 nt
Organism: Closterium sp. Yama58-4
Lineage: Eukaryota; Viridiplantae; Streptophyta; Zygnematophyceae; Desmidiales; Closteriaceae
Source: the annotation of a GenBank genome assembly